AUGGCUCCCAUCGCUUUGCCCACGCCUGAACCUCCUCAUCUGCUUGUUUCCCCCUCCAAGUCUCUCAAGAGCACUACGCCCGUUCCUUCCUUCCCCACACCCAUCAAAGACUUCCUGGCUGUUGAAGACAAGUCAGUUGGUGCUGCUGAAGUCCCCGAGAUCCUUUGCACAGCCUUCGGCCUGGCCCUUCGUUGUUACCGAUCGGAAGGCGUGGCCUUUGAAUACCAUGCCGAGUCGGCGGCCGAGACCGGAGCCGCGAUUACGCAUGUCGCGUUCGAUCCCGACGAGUUCCACAAGGUCGAUGACCUCCUCAACGCAGUGAGGAAAACAUUACAAAGUGCACAAUCGGUUCUGGAUGCGUCCACCAGUGCCUCCGACACCCCCUACCAGUCAUUUCGGAGCGCGGUAAUUUUCCGCGAAGGAUCCAGCGAUGACAAAUCCGUUCCACCCUCGCCCAAGCUUGACCUCGAGCUCCAUGCCACCAACUCUACCAAUGGCAUUGACAUCCAACUGCUGUACACCCCAUCCACGGUCUCGGAGGACCUGGUGAUCCACCUGGCCGAUACCCUCCGACAGACAUUCGACUUGAUCAACAACCACCCCGAAACCGAGCUCAACCAAGCCAGCUACCUGGGCCCACUCAGCCAGGAAAAGAUCUUCAACUGGAACGCGGCUCCCCCGGCGGCCGUGCUCGAGUGCGCCCAUGAGCUGGUCCGACAGAGAGCCGCCCGCCAGCCCCAGGCACCCGCCAUCGACUCAUGGGACGCUCAGAUGACUUAUGCGGAGCUGGAUACGCUGUCGGAUCGAUUGGCCACCACCCUCGUGAAGGUGGGAGUCAAGGCGGAGGUAAUUGUACCGCUCUGCUUUGAGAAGACGGCAUGGUAUGUCGUGGCCCUGCUGGCCGUGCUCAAGGCCGGGGGUGCAUUCGUUCCGCUGGACCCGGCGCAUCCUUCUGCGCGUCUUCGGGAGAUUGUCGGCCAGGUCGAUGCACCGGUUGUAUUGACGACGGCUAAAUACCAUGGCCUGUUUGCCGACUUCUCCGUGAAGGCACUGGUAGUCGAUGCCGCGACGAUCAAGGAGCAUCCCGCUCGCAGUCGGGACUCUAUUCCAGCAUCUGCUUCCAACCCGGAGAACCUCGCUUAUGUGAUCUUCACCUCGGGCAGUACAGGUAAGCCCAAAGGCACAAUGAUCCAGCACCACAUCCUGGAAAUCCUCACCGGGCUGAUUUUCGGUGCUUGUAUCUGCAUCCCGAAUGAGCAACUCGGACGUGCCGACUUCGUCCAGUCCAUGAACGACUUCCGUGUUAACUGGGCGUUCCUGACCCCAUCAGUGCUGAAGGUCUUGUCUCCGGACCAACUCCCGCUCCUGAAGACCCUGGUCUUGGGAGGCGAAGCCAUGUCCGAAUCGGAUAUGAUGACCUGGGCGGGAUGUCUCCAGUUGAUGAAUGGUUACGGACCCAGUGAAUGCUCCGUCGCUGCCACCGCCAAUACCAAACUGAACCCCCACUCCAGCCCGCGGAAUAUCGGCCAAGCGAUCGGUGGUGUGUGCUGGAUCGUGGACCCGGAGAACCAUCAUGUGCUCUUGCCGGUUGGUGCCGCGGGUGAGCUCAUCAUCCAAGGCCCGAUCGUCUCCCGUGGGUACCUCAAAGACCCGGUCAAAACUGCAGCGGCAUUCUUCGACAGCCCUGUGUGGAUGAAGCCCGGCACGACACCGAUCUGGAACCGUUUCUACAAGACUGGUGAUCUGGUGCGCUAUGAUGCGGAGGGCAUGAUUCACUUCAUUGGACGGAAGGAUCACCAAGUCAAGCUCCACGGACAGCGCAUGGAACUGGGAGAGGUAGAGCACCAUCUCUGGACGGAUAGCCUGAUCCGCAACGGCAUGGCUCUCGUGCCAUACACUGGCCUCUGCAAGGCCCGUCUGGUCGGGGUCGUGUCCCUUGACAAACAGCAUGCGACCUCGCCGGUACAGACGCACCCAAGUAUCCGUCUAGUGGACCAUGCAGAAGCUGCUGCAGACACACGGGCCAUUGCAGAGCGUCUAUCACAACUGCUUCCCACGUACAUGGUUCCCACCGUCUGGAUUGUUCUGGAAAGUCUGCCGUUGAUGUCAUCCGGCAAGAUGGACCGCAAGAAGGUCGCCGACUUGGUGGCGGAUAUCAGCCCCGAGGCGUUCCAGCACAUCAUGGGCAACACCGAUAAUCUUAGCGACGCGACGCCUGUGAGCAAGACCGAAGCCCUGGUGCGCAAGGUCUGGGCAAAAACGCUCGACAUCCCCGAGGACCAGAUCAGCAAGCACAGCAACUUCUUGUCCGUGGGCGGUGACUCCAUCAAGGCCAUGGCUGCCAUGUCCGAGUUCCGCCGACUGGGAGUAACUGUUCUAGUAGCUGACUUGUUGCGAUAUGAUGUCAGCGAGGUUGCUUCGAAGAUCGAAGAAUCCGGUGAUGCACACUUGCUCCUUCUGGACGGCGAGACGGGCCGCAAGAGUCAGCUCCCCGUGUCACAUCUGCAACAGACGUUUCUGGAGGCAUCUCGUCUGGGCAACGGUGCGGUUCACCAUGCGAUCUUGCUCGAGCUGGGCCAGAAGAUCCGCAUCCAGCAGCUGAGCGAGUCAUUGGACAUCCUGAUCACAUCCUACCCGGCACUCACCCUCGGCUUCCAGGAGCAGAACGGCACAUGGUCGCAGUUUUUCAGGGAUCACGACGAGCUAGAGAACCCCGCUUACCACUUGAACCUGAACCAUGUUGCUAGCUUGGAAGAAGCGCAGGAGAUUGUCCAGCGCCGUCAAGCCUUGCUCUGUGUGGCUGGCAAUCCAAGCUUCAUGGUCGAUCUGUUCACGGUCCGUGGUGCACAGUAUAUCUCUAUUGUGGUGCAUGCGGCUGUGGUUGAUACGCAUUCGCUGAACACUAUCAUCGGACAUCUGGACUACUUGCUGCAGUCCGAUGCAGACAAGGAGAAGCAGAUCUGGGAAAGCCAGCUUCUAUCCCAUGAUGAGUUUUCUCGUGCCUGGAUUGACCACCUCAAGAGCGAGAGUGAUCUGGGGGCAGUUACCAGCCCAUCGGGAGCCUUUGCCAGUGUUACUUCUAUCAACAAUAAGGCAUAUGUAGCUGAGGUCCUAGACUUGGAUUCUCAUACCACUAGCCUGCUUACCGGACCUUGCAACGUUACAUUUGAUACGAACGCAGGGGAGCUACUUCUUGCCACGUUGAUCCUGUCAUACGAGCAGACCCUCAAGAGCCAUGACCGUCCAUCCUCGGCUAUCGUCAAGAGCACUGCGCGUCAGUCUUCCACGGGCAAGCACCUAGGAGAUCACGUCGGACAAUUCUCUCUACUGCAACCCGUGCAUGUGUCCUCGAGCCACCGAGACCAGAUGACCCUUCAACUAAUCCGGGAGGCCAAAGACCAGGUCCGCCAGAAGGGAGAAAAGGUGCUGUCGGAAUCUGCAGACCUGAUCUUCAGCUACGGGGUGUCCGGUCAAGCUGUCGAAGGGGUUGUGUUGAAACAGACAACCACCGUGGCGCCACGGAGUUUAAGCGCUAUCAUUCCCACGGUGCUACAGGUUUCCUCUUUCAUCGAAGACGGUCAGCUCAAGAUCACUGUCGGAUCUGACCAAGUCCGCAGCCAGGAGCUAGCUCAGCUGGCCACCCAGUUCAAGCAAAACAUUGCGCAGACCGUUGAGUUGCUGGCAUCUGGCACAGUGAGGGAAUUGACGCUGGCAGAUUUCCCGCUACUUACCCUCGACUACCAAACCCUCGAGAGGAUGAACCGCCAGAACUUCCCACGACUCGGUCUCAAGUCGCAUCAGAUUGAGGAUGUGUAUCCUUGCUCUCCAUUGCAGCAGGGCCUUCUCUUGAGCCAGGCCAGGAAGCAGGGCAGCUACAAUGUCUCGAUCGGAUGGGAGGUCACUCCCAGGGCAUCCUCUGACCGGGUCGACAUUGGCAGACUGCUCUCUGCGUGGCAACAGGUGGUUGAUUUCCACCCGGCACUGAGAACAAUCUUCACCGACGACCUCGGUGGCAAAGAUCCCUACGCUCAAAUUGUUCUCAGACGUCCGAGAGCCGAAAUCUCAGUGACACCUUGCUCCGACGCUGACGUGGACUCGAUCCUCGAGGAGACAAUUGAUCUCGGCACUAGCCCGGUGGUCCCUCCACACCGAUUCAACAUCCACUUUACGGCUGAAGGCCGAGUCUUCUGCAGAGUCGAUGCGAGUCACACCAUUGUCGACGGCGUUUCCAAGGCAUUGAUCAUGAGGGAUCUCAAGCGAGCCUAUGCCGGGAGUCUGGACACGCGUCUGGGAGGCCCCAAAUACAGCGAAUUUGUCAAGUAUGUCGCUGCCAACGACAUGUCGGCUAGUGUCGCGUUCUGGAAGAAUCAGCUUGCGGAGGUUGAGCCAUGCUAUUUCCCCAAGUUGGCCGAUACGGGAGCUGCGCCUGAACUUAAGUACGCCCAGGUGGCACUGGAGACAUCUGCCAGUGUUCUGCGCGACUUCUGCAUUUCUCACCGUAUUACUCUGUCCAAUCUUCUCCAGACCGUCUGGGCACUUGUCUGUCGGUGCUACGUGGGCCGGGACGAUGUCUGCUUCGGCUACCUGGCAUCGGGUAGGGAUGCACCCAUCGAAGGUCUGGUCGAUAUGGUGGGUCCGACGAUCAGUGUGCUGAUCUGCAAGGCCUUGCUGGACGAUUCCACCAUUGUCAAGGACGCGUUGAAGACAUGCCAAGCAGAAUUCCUGGAUUCUCUGUCCCAUCAACACUGCUCUCUGGCUGAGAUUCAGCAUGCCCUUGGACUCGCAGGCAUGCCGCUUUUCAACACCGGUAUCUCCUUCCAAACCAUGACGGGUGUCGACAGUGAUGAGACUACUGCCGAUGUUGACUUUGAAGGUCUCGUCGUACGAGAGCCGACCGAGUACAACAUCACCGUCCACGUUAUCGAUUCGCCGGAUAAUGUGGACAUCAAACUCGGAUACUGGACCGACUGUAUCUCCGAGUCUCAGGCCCAAUCCGUCUCGGGCACGUUCUCUGCUAUUCUCAAGUCUGUGCUCGAGAACCCCGAGGCUCGAGUCGACCAGCUCAGUGUGAUUGGCCGGUACGAUCUGUCGCAGAUCGUUGCCUGGAACGAGGAUGUUCCAGAGACCUCCCAGUCCACGGUCCCAGACCUCGUGCUCCAACAGAUCAAGCGCACCCCCCAGGCCAUUGCCAUCGACACCCUGAGCGAACAGGUAACGUACGAGGAGUUUGGAAACAUGUGGUCGGCCUUGUCUCAAUACCUGACUGAAUUUGGUAUUGGCCCUGGGGAUUUCGUGCCCUUGACUUUCGAAAAGUCGGCGUGGGCAAUCGUGUCCAUGCUCGCUGUUCUGGCCGCUGGGGCUGCGUUCGUGCCACUUGACCCGAAGACCCCAGUGGAGCGCCUUCGCGAGGCUUCUCUCCAGACCUCAGCCAAACUGGUUCUGGCAUCUCCUAAAUAUGCCUCCAACUGGGAAGGUCUCGUCCCGGCGAUUGUCAGUGUUGAUCGUACCAUCCUCGACGAGUUGACCAACACGAGCAACGGACUCAGACCGGAAGUCAGGGCUCGCCCCCAUCAUGACGCCUAUGUCAUCUUCACAUCGGGCAGUACCGGAAAGCCCAAAGGUUGUGUCGUACAACAUUCUGCCUUCUGCUCCGGAGCCCUCGCGCAAGGCAAGCUCGCCUGUCUCGGCCCUUCAUCCCGCGUGUUGCAGUUUGCCUCCUACAGCUUCGACGUCAGUCUCCUCGAGAUCAUGACAUCCCUCAUGUUUGGCGCAUGCAUCUGCGUGCCCGACGAAGAUCUCGGAAAAGACAUCAAGCGCUGCAUCAACGAGUUCGCCAUCAACUGGACCUUCAUGACCCCCUCUGUUCUUAAGCUCCUGCAACCGGCCGACGUGCCCUCCCUGAAGACCUUGGUUCUCGGUGGCGAGGCUCUUUCGAAGGGUGAUAUCCUCACCUGGGCCGACAAGUUGCAGCUGUACAAUGGAUACGGGCCUAGUGAGUGUUCGGUCGCAGCCGCAGCCAAUCCCGGCCUGCAGACGACCACGGAUCCAGCCAACAUUGGAAAUGCGGUUGGUGGUGUGCUCUGGGUUGCGGAUGCAAAGCAGCCAUCGAAGCUGCUUCCCAUUGGAGCUGUUGGUGAACUUUUAAUCUCAGGACCCAUCCUCGCAAGAGGCUACCUCGGCGAUCCCGAGAAAACUGCCGCUGCAUUUGUUGAACAGCAGAGCUUCAUUCCGGGAGCUGAGGAGCGGGAGCGGUUCUAUCGGACUGGUGAUCUCGUGCGGUACAAUGCCGAUGGCACGAUUCAUUUCAUUGGCAGAGCUGAUGGUCAGGUCAAGAUCCGUGGCCAGCGUGUCGAACUGGGUGAGAUCGAGUACAACAUUGAGCGUGAUGAGCAUAUCCAUCAUGCCCUCACUCUGCUCCCAUCUCAGGGUCCGUUCAAGAAGCAGCUGUUGGCCGUGGUGUCUUUCAAGGGCUUCGAUCUCCCCGCCGAGGAAGGACAGGUUUCGCUGGUCCCGGAAGAUCAGAGACCCGAGAUCAUGGCAGUCGUGACGAAGAUUGCUAACACCAUCUCAGCAGCUCUGCCCGUUUACAUGGUCCCUGCUCUGUGGGUGCCGGUGAACGCAAUCCCCCUGCUACCUUCUGGUAAGUUGGACCGCAAGAAGGUCCGCCGAUGGGUCGAGGCACUGGACGACGCUACGUAUGAGCAGAUAGCCAAUGUAGGGUCGAAAGCCAGUGGCCGGGGCCCAAGUACGCCCACUGAGUUUGCAUUGCGCCGGAUCUGGGCCUCGGUGCUUAACCGUCCCGAGGAACAGAUCAGCAUGGAGCGGUCAUUCCAGAGCCUCGGUGGUGACUCCAUUUCCGCCAUGCAGGUCAUCGCCCAGUGUCGCGAUGCCAAGCUCUCCCUCGCAGUCAAGGAUCUCAUCCAGUGUCCGACUAUCGCCGAACUGGCGGCGCGAGUGCGACCUUUCGACGAGGAGGCUGAGCCGGUGGAAGACGACAUUGGCGUUCCCUUCAACCUUUCGCCCCAGCAGACCUGGGAGUUUGGACUGAAGCAGCACUGCGAUCUCAACCGCUACAACACUACGUUCCUCCUGUCGAUUCACAGCGAUGUCGACCUGGAGCCAGUCGUUGACGCGACCGUCCAACGUCACCCCAUGCUCCGUGCUCGGUUCCAGCGCGAUGCUUCUGGCCGUUGGAUGCAGUAUAUCCCUCUCGACCGGUCCAACAGCCAUUGGUACGAGGAGAUGGAUGUACCUGAUGUGACCGCCAUUGAACCCUACACCGCUCCUAACCAGUCCGGGUUCGACUUGGAGCGUGGCCCCUUGAUGCGUGCCAUUGUCUUCAACCUUCCGAACGGAGACCGCUACCUCGGCCUCACGAUCCACCACAUGGUCAUCGACACCGUUUCCUGGCGAAUCUUGCUCCAGGACCUCCAACAGGGUCUGUCCUCCGGGGCCAUCACCUCCCACCGCUCCGACUCGUUUGCCCUGUGGUGUCGCCGGCUCAAGGAACACGCGGAGCAGAAAUGGACGCCCGAAUACGUGCUGCCCUUCUCGAUCCCUGCGCCCCGAUACGACUACUGGCAGAUGGAAGAAUCCAUGAACCUGUUCGUGACCGAAACCAUUCAGGAAUUCUCUCUCGACACCAAGACCACGGCUCGCUUGAUGGGCAAAUGCAACCACCAGUUCCAGACCAAACCCCUCGAUAUCUUCCUGUCAGCGAUCUUCCACGCAUUCAGCGCAACCUUCAGUGACCGUCCCGUGCCCGCGGUGUUCAUUUACAGUCACGGUCGUGAUGAAUUUGGUGGCGACCUCGACGUCUCGAACACCAUCGGAUGGUUCACCUCGUCCACCCCGGUGGUUAUCGAACCGUCCGCGGAUAUCGUGGAUGACCUGCAGGCUGUGCGCGACGUGCGUGCCAGCGUCCCGGGCAACGGCGUCCCGUACUGGGCGACCCGCUGGCUGACCGAGGAUGGACACGCCGCGUUUGAGCAUCACAGUCCGUUUGAGCUCUCCAUGAACUACCUCGGUCAAUACCAGCAGCUGGAGCGGGACGAUUCGGUGCUUCGCUAUGUGGACGUCAACAAGCCGAAGGCGACUGGCUCUGGAUCCGGUCUUCUUCGGACGGCGCUGGUCGAGACCCAGGCGAUUGUUAUUGGUGACUCGCUGCAGAUCAAGUUCGUGUAUAACACGCGCAUGGCACGGCAGAAGCAGCUGCUCGAGUGGCAGGCGAAGGUGAAGGAGUCGUUGUUGGAAAUUGCGGAGCGUUUGGGAGAUGCGGAUGAGUGAGAUGCUUUGGAUUGUAUAGAAUAUAAUUUCCUCAUUCUGGUUCUUUGGCUUUGUUGUCUAUACCUCGAUUCUGCUGGAUAUUUGUGGAGUGGCGUUGGAAGGGAGCUGCACAUUAUUUCAUUGAUUGAGCACUUGUAUAUAUGUCGAUCUCAAUUUCAGAUUCUGCAAACUCAGAUGAAGCUGCCUGUAGAAAUCACACCUCACUCUGUA
Aspergillus ibericus CBS 121593 is the source of this 8496-nucleotide messenger RNA. Its product is annotated as nonribosomal peptide synthase. Lineage: Eukaryota; Fungi; Ascomycota; Eurotiomycetes; Eurotiales; Aspergillaceae. Gene Ontology annotation, molecular function: catalytic activity; phosphopantetheine binding. The transcript has 5 exons. The record is from RefSeq and is a predicted model, not a curated record. The coding region runs from base 1 to 8286 and encodes 2761 amino acids.